Messenger RNA from Verruconis gallopava, 1405 nucleotides. RefSeq lists its product as uncharacterized. Gene Ontology annotation, biological process: steroid metabolic process. NCBI's taxonomy places the organism in Eukaryota, Fungi, Ascomycota, Dothideomycetes, Venturiales, Sympoventuriaceae. Bases 276 to 1163 code for a protein of 295 amino acids. The transcript has 3 exons. Gene Ontology annotation, cellular component: membrane. Gene Ontology annotation, molecular function: 3-oxo-5-alpha-steroid 4-dehydrogenase activity. The record is from RefSeq and is a predicted model, not a curated record.
GUCGGAAAAAAAAAUAAUAUUAAAAAAGAGAAAAGCGGUGCGAACGAGCGCUCGAAACUGUUUUCCCUGAUCGCCGCCCACGCCUUCCCCCUCAGACGCAGCUCCUCGUCUGGUCCUCUUCCUCCUUCGCCCCCUCCUUGUCGUCUCCGCCCUUUGCCCUCGUCUUCCUCUCCUCCACGCAAACGUCGUCUCGCCCCGCUGCCGUGAAACCCCUCCGCUUAGGCCUUUGUUCUGCUCCUCACCACAUAUCGAGACGCGACCUCACCGACCUAGCCAUGGUGCUGAUCCCGGACGUCCUGCCGCCGAGCCUGCAGACGUGGACCGUGGCGGUCGUGGUGUGGAACCUGUUCCCCGUCUUCACCGGUGCGCAGUGGCUCACAGACUGGUACCCCAUGGGCAAGACCUCGAUUGACUCGCGCUUCAACAUCCCCGGCAAGAUUGCCUGGUUCACCAUGGAGGCACCAGGCUUCAUCACGCUGCUGUACAUCAUGUUCAACCUGCCUGACCAGCUGGGUCUGGACUGGCGCUCGCUGCCGACGUACAAUUGGCUCAUGGCCGGCCUGUUUGUGCUCCACUACCUGAACCGUGCCGUCCUUUACCCGCUCGUCCUGCAGCCCUCCAUAUCCCCCAUCCACCCGUUCGUGUGGUGUAUGGCUCUCAGCUUCCAGCUUUUCAACGCGACCUGCAUCGGCGGCUGGCUCGCCGGGUACGGUCCCACGACGGACGCCGAUUGGUCUGGCGCCCUGCCCCGCGUCACGAUCGGCUCCGUUGUCUUCUUCGCCGGCUUAAUCGGCAAUAUAUGGCACGACGACGAGCUGCGCGAGCUCCGACGGGAGAGCAUGAGACGCCAGAAGGCAGAGCUGGAGAAGAAGGCAAAGGAAGAGGGAAAGCCCGUCGAGCAGGUCAGGGUCGACAAGGUCUACCUUCUGCCGGAGAACGGCCUGUUCGCCUACAUUCUCUACCCGCACUACCUGUGCGAGUGGAUCGAGUGGGCAGGCUUCUGGAUCAUAGGCGGUCUCCACUGUGCGCCAGCGAGGUGCUUCUUCGUCAACGAGAUCACCACCAUGACUCCGAGAGCGCUGCAGGGCUGGCAUUGGUACGUGAAGAAAUUCGGCGCUGACAAGGUGGGAAGCAGGAAGGCCAUCCUGCCCGGUCUCUUGUAGCCUCCGGAAUCUCCUCUCUCUCUCACAUUCUUUCUUUUCUCUUCGCAGGCACCUUACCACCCUUUUCCGGGAGGAGAGACGGGGCUUAGCACGGCGUUGACUUUGACUGGCGAAACGCGUCGGAUACAGACGUAGAGAAUGAUGAACGAAGGUGUCUUGUUAACACAUAUAGUAUAGCCCAUCUUAGGCUUCGAAUGUGCAAAGCGCAUGCGUCAAGAUGUCAAUUGACUGCAGAUUCAUCU